Messenger RNA from Sitodiplosis mosellana (orange wheat blossom midge), 881 nucleotides. Its product is annotated as cyclin-dependent kinase 9-like. Gene Ontology annotation, molecular function: ATP binding; cyclin-dependent protein serine/threonine kinase activity. Lineage: Eukaryota; Metazoa; Arthropoda; Insecta; Diptera; Cecidomyiidae. Gene Ontology annotation, cellular component: nucleus. The record is from RefSeq and is a predicted model, not a curated record. Gene Ontology annotation, biological process: protein phosphorylation.
AACUUCUUCUGGGCGAUCGAAACUACGGGCCACCGGUUGAUAUGUGGGGCGCGGGAUGUAUAAUGGCUGAAAUGUGGACGCGAUCACCGAUUAUGCAAGGUCGAAACGAACAACAGCAAAUCAUUCUUAUUUCACAGCUUUGUGGCUCCUUCACACCAGACGUUUGGCCGGGCGUACAAGACCUUGAAUAUUAUUCCAAAAUCGAAUUGCCAUUAGGACAUAAGCGAAAAGUGAAAGAUCGAUUGAAAGCCUAUGUAAAAGAUCCGCAUGGUUGUGAUUUACUCGACAAACUGUUGCAAUUGGAUCCAAAAUCCCGAUAUGAUGCCGAUGCUGCACUGAAUCAUGAUUUCUUUUGGUCGGAUCCAAUGCCAUGCGAUCUGGGCAAAAUGUUGUCGCAUCAUUUGCAAAGUAUGUUCGAAUUUUUGACGCCACAAAGACGGCCGGGACAACGGCCAUAUCAACAAAUGAACCCAAAUCAAAUGCCAAAUCGUACACAAGACAACAGCUACGCGGAUCGGGUCUAUUGAAAAGAAGAAAAUCUAUCAUCAAUUCACAUGGGACUGAACUCAAUGAAAAGAUAUUUGGUUUUUUAAAUAUGUAAAAAAUUUUUUUUUAGAAUCGAUUAUUAUAAGCAGCAACAGGAAUUUAUCCAUUUUUAACAUUUUACUAUCACGUCCACCAAGCUCAAUUCAAAAUUACAUCAAUAUAUCAUUCCAAUCACGCACACAUCUCAAUUAUAUUUAAUUUAUUGAUAAAUGUUAUGAACUUUGAUACUUGAAAUAUUGAUCCAAAUGACCGUGUGGUUGUAAUGGCAAAGAAACUUAUUGAGGGGAGAAGAAGAAAGUAUUACAAUUUAAAAAAAUUUAUGUCAAUGCUCGAAA